GGGGCGCGCGCCGGCGGGGGCCGGGGGAGCUGGCGCGGCCCCGCGCCAUGAGGGACCAGCUGGAGCGGGGCCGGGAAGAGUGGCGGGAGCUGGAGGAGGAGUUCCGGCAGCUCCAGGAAACACACAAAGUUUACAGGCAGAAACUGGAAGAAGUCACCAGCUUGCAGACAGCCUGCAGCAGCUCCAUACAGAGGCAGAAGAAGACACUAAGGGAUCUGAAGCACAGCCUGCAACGGUGCAAGCCCAGAGCGAGUCCUGAGGAGUUUGCUCUCAUUCAGGAGAUCAGCAGCCAGAUCAAGGAGAGGCAGAAUGCCUUCUUUGACAUGGAAGCCUACCUGCCAAAGAAGAACGGCCUGUACUUGAAUCUGGUGCUGGGAAACGUGAAUGUAACUCUCCUGAGUAACCAAGCAAAGUUUGCCUACAAGGACGAGUAUGAGAAGUUCAAACUUUAUCUGACAAUAAUCUUGUUACUUGGGGCCGUCGCCUGUAGGUUUUUUCUGCACUAUAGGGUGACAGAUGAAGUGUUUAACUUUCUGUUAGUGUGGUAUUACUGCACGCUGACGAUACGGGAAAGCAUUCUCAUUAGCAAUGGAUCAAGGAUCAAAGGCUGGUGGGUGUCCCAUCACUACGUUUCCACGUUCCUGUCUGGAGUGAUGUUGACGUGGCCGGAUGGACUCAUGUAUCAGAUGUUUCGCAGUCAAUUUUUAGCAUUUUCAAUAUUUCAGAGCUGUGUUCAGUUCCUACAGUAUUAUUACCAAAGGGGCUGCCUCUAUAGGCUCCGGGCUUUGGGGGAGAGAAACCACUUGGACCUUACAGUAGAAGGAUUUCAGUCCUGGAUGUGGCGGGGGCUGACGUUUCUCCUUCCCUUCUUGUUCUUCGGGCAUUUCUGGCAGCUAUAUAAUGCAAUCACGCUUUUUGGAUUGUCAAGGCACAAGGAGUGCAAAGAAUGGCAGGUUUUUGUGUUGGCUUUCACGUUCCUGCUGCUCUUCCUCGGGAACUUCCUCACUACUCUCAAGGUGGUGCACACUAAACUCCAGAAAAACAAAGACAAAGUGAAGAAGCUGUGAACCCCACCCAUUCAUAGUGUGCAUCCCUCUGCCUGCAGCAGGACUGGGUUUGGGACAGAUCCUGCUAAAGCCCAGCUCGGACAGAUGGGCUCGGGAGGACUCAUCUGUCCCCGUGUUUGGCAAAGGACUCUGCCAGCACAGACUCAGUAUUAUCUCAAGCAUGGCUCUCCAGUCUGCAGUCCUGCUAUUUAUGUAUAUUUAAUAUAAAACAUGUUUGCUUCUGGGUUUUUUUUUUUCUUCUGUAUAUAGAGCAGCAUGCACCUGCCUGGCAAAGCGCCAGCGUUGGAAUAAUGUGGGAUCUACUGUAAUUCCAAUUCUGGAAUGAUAUUUAACACUUUCCAGUUUUAUUAUUUAAAUUCUGGUAAUUGAAUUUGCAAAGGGUUAUGAACACUUUGGGUGGAUCAGGAAUACAGAGCGAAUGCUGUUUUUCAAGGCAUUUGUUUAAGGCAUAUUUUCAGUGGCAAUACUAAACCUGUGUGUACUGUGAAAAGAAAGUGCUCAUCUUUGUACCAUACUGCUGCUAUAUACACUUUUAAAAAGCUGUUUAAAGAAGAGAAAUCCUCUUCAGAAAACAAAAUCAAACAAGCAAAAGCGGUUUUUAAAUGGCAGGGAAGUCUGCUAUCCCUUUUCCAGGGAGACCGAGUCAUCUGUCCAGGCCCGAAAGGACCUAAAAUAAACCAUUCAAUAUGCAGCUGCUUCAGCCCCUUUUUAGUAAGACACACACUGCCCUUGGGUUGGUUUUUGAAACAGCAUUCUGGAAAGGGGAGGACAGAAAUAUUAAAUGCUCUCUUCAGAUGCUGCACUUGUAAACUCUGGUUCAGGAGGAUGGCAGGGGACAAACAGUGCCUGCCAUCCUGCUAAACUCCUUGUGCUGCUUGAACCUAAACUUGCUCGUUAAAACACCUUUGUUUUGGGUGCUGUAACGUCUGUGCAUCCUAAGCCAGCUGCAGCACUGAGCUGCCUUAGGCUGUGUCUUUCUCGGUGGGGAAGGUUCCCUCUGAGCCAGCACAAAGCCCAAACUGGGCACAUCCUGGGGCAGUGUCUGAACACGGUGCCCUCCUCCCCCUAAAUGUGUUCAUGAGGAGACAGGGACACAGCACAGAUGGAAGUGGUUCCAUCAGUGCUGUUGCUGCAAACAAGCAGAAUUGCCUUUGCCGUGUCACUGUCCUGUGGGCAUGAGCAGUGAAUUGCAAUUUGAAUAUUUUCAACAACUUUCACACCAGCUGGGCUGCAUCUUGUUAUGUUGAAUUUUGCACGCCCUGUGAGGUUUUUAAAUCCUUUGAACUCUCAGUUCAUGAAAUGUAAAUUGCUUUAUUUUGAGAGUGAUGCUGGAACCUGCUGUAUCUGAGCAGUGGAGCUGGUUCUGCAGGGGUGAGUAACGUGAGUUCUGCAGCAUGAGAAACUCAGAUCAAAAACUCAGAGAUUUCCACUGGAGCUGAUGGUAAAUGUGGUCACUUCCUGUGCGUUGGUGUUUCAGUUUUGUACUGGGGAAGGUGAUGGGUGGCUGUGUUUCUUUUACUGACAAAUGUCUUCUUGUGGAGAAAAGGCUGCACAAUUCAAGAUUUUUCUAAAGUCAAACGUGCAUUAUUUCUUUUAAUUUUCCAUUUUAAGCUCGUAGGGAUUCACAAGCCUUAAUUAAAUCAAAGCCAGUUAAGAGAAGAACAAACAAAAGAUUUUUCAAGGAUCAAGAUCUCUUUACUCUGCAUGUAAAACAAAAAUGAUGGCUUGCUCCAAAAGAGAAUAUGUCACCAGCUGCUCAUGUAACAAGCAGAGGAUAAAGUUGCACAAAAUCUGUACAAUGUACAGUUAUAGUUAAGACAAAACUUCAUUUCUGUCUCUUCAAAGGUGCCUGAUAAACUGCUUUAAAUAUCACUACUUCUAAAAUAUGUGGGGUUUCAGCUUUUCUGCUUGAAAAAGACAGCAAAUUGUAGCUAUAACAUGCCACAAUUAUUUUGCAGAGGAAUAAAAAAGCCACUAAGUCAUA
This is a messenger RNA of Neopelma chrysocephalum (saffron-crested tyrant-manakin), 3051 nucleotides long. RefSeq names its product transmembrane protein 120B (gene TMEM120B). The transcript has 12 exons. The record is from RefSeq and is a predicted model, not a curated record. Bases 48 to 1067 code for a protein of 339 amino acids. Gene Ontology annotation, biological process: fat cell differentiation. Gene Ontology annotation, cellular component: nuclear inner membrane. NCBI's taxonomy places the organism in Eukaryota, Metazoa, Chordata, Aves, Passeriformes, Pipridae.